AUGAAGUUUGAUAGUGCGUUUGGCUUGACUGUUUUAAUUGUCUAUUUGACGGCACUGAUAUGUAGUUGCAUGUUUGCUGUGCUCACAUGUGCAUUGCGCAGUACAGUUGAUGUAAGUUUCCAGGAAAUUUGUUCCAUGAGUCACGCAAGCCUCAAUGACAUCAUCGCCGUUCAUCGAAAGUUGAAUGAUCAAAUAGCAACAGCUUCCCACAUUCUGACACCAUGGUUUCUCGUUCAUUGGCUGAUGUUUGGCGCUUAUUGUUUUGGAGUAUUUGCCUUUGACUCUUUGCAAUUUCAAGUUCUGACUCAUAAGUUUAGUAGCGCACACCUCACGUUCCAAUCUGUUACUUUUUUCCUAAACUUUGCAUUGUUUUUGGUACCGUGUGUUUUUGCGUCAAGGGUGACUUGGAGAUGCGAAGAUAUUUUGUUCAAAUUAAACAACAUGAGCCCAAGAGACUGGAACGAAGGGCACCCUUUUCAUGAACGCGCCAACGUGAAUACAUUUCUGUUUUAUGCGGAGCGGAGUAGAUGCGGAUUUCGGAUAAGAAACCUAACAUUUGGAUCCAGUGGAACCUGGAUUUCAGUGAUACUAGGUCUACUUAGUCUUGGAAUACGAAUUAUUCAAUAUAUCACCUGA
Messenger RNA from Porites lobata, 636 nucleotides. The record is from the annotation of a GenBank genome assembly. Lineage: Eukaryota; Metazoa; Cnidaria; Anthozoa; Scleractinia; Poritidae.